AUGGAUGAGGUUAGACAUGGAGGUAGUAGUAGUUGUAGUAGUGAAGCGGAGCAGACUCAGUCCAGAGCUACGUUUGUUGAAACGGCGUCGUCUUCCUCUUCAUCAGGAUGCUGUCCCAGGGAGCUUGCUUUUGCUCCUUUUGUGCCGCAGCAACAAAAAGAAGAUAAACGAGUUAAUGCUGCUGGGAAAUCCUCAAAGUAUCGUGCACUUGUUAGGAAGCCUUUGGUGGCAAGAUUGACCAAGGAAAUAGUUGAAACAUAUCAAAUAUGCAAUCCACAGUUUAAAUAUUCCGAAGAUCUAAAUCCAAAGAGAUUUUUGACCAGUCCAUCUACUGGAGUGCUUAAUGAUGGCUAUGAUAAUCUAAACUCAGAUCUUAUUCUGACAGUGAAUUUGGUCUUGAUCCAUGUAGAGAAAAGUAGAAGAUAUACUGUCAAAGAUCUCCUUGGCCACGGGACAUUUGGACAAGUGGCCAAAUGCUGGGAUUCCGAUACCAACAGUUUUGUUGCUGUGAAGAUCAUUAAAAAUCAACCUGCGUAUUAUCAACAGGCGCUGGUUGAAGUAACUAUUUUAACAACGUUAAAUAAGAAGUACGAUCCUGAGGAUAAGCAUCACAUUGUUCGUAUAUUUGAUUAUUUUGUAUAUCAACGGCAUUUGUGCAUAUGCUUUGAAUUGCUGGACACAAACCUGUAUGAGCUUAUCAAAAUGAAUCAUUUUAGGGGAUUGUCACUUGGUAUUGUUCAGCUGUUCUCUAAGCAGAUUUUAUGUGGACUGGCUCUAUUAAAAGAUGCUGGCAUUAUUCAUUGUGAUCUGAAGCCAGAAAACAUCCUUUUAUGUGCGAGUGCGAAUCAAACAGAAAUAAAGAUUAUUGACUUUGGAUCAGCAUGCAUGGAAAACCGCACUGUGUAUUCCUAUAUUCAGAGUCGAUACUAUAGGUCUCCUGAGGUUCUUCUUGGAUAUCAUUAUGGAGCAUCAUUAAAGAACAUUUUUUGUUCAACUGGAGCUACUGUCCAUCACCCCGGACCAUGUUUUCCUUCAUUUUGUUCACAGGGGUGGGGAAUGAAUUUGUUGAUUUGCCAAAACGAAGUCUUUCUUCAGUACUCUUUAAUGUCCCAGUUUUACUAA
Molecule: messenger RNA, 1122 nt
Organism: Vicia faba (fava bean)
Lineage: Eukaryota; Viridiplantae; Streptophyta; Magnoliopsida; Fabales; Fabaceae
Source: the annotation of a GenBank genome assembly